Messenger RNA from Thamnophis sirtalis, 2890 nucleotides. Lineage: Eukaryota; Metazoa; Chordata; Lepidosauria; Squamata; Natricidae. The record is from RefSeq and is a predicted model, not a curated record.
GAAGAAGCCAAUCACAUCCACCCAAUGCUUGAAUUGGCAGAGGAAACUUAUGGCAAAGGGAAUGAUCAUUCCAGGAUCUCUCUAGAAUAUCUAGGAAAAAGUACAGAUAUUAAGGCUUACAUGCUAAAGAAAUGGAAGAAAAAUUGCAGUUGUAGCCCAGCUAAAGCCAAAGAUCUGCUUUUCAGUUUUCUUCCAGUACUGACGUGGCUCCCCAAGUAUAAACUGAAGGAGUAUUUCUUGGGUGACCUUAUGUCUGGCAUAAUUGUAGGAAUUUUGCUAGUUCCACAGUCCAUUGCUUAUUCCCUUUUGGCUGGCCAAGAACCUGUCUAUGGUUUAUACACAUCAUUUUUUGCAAGCAUCAUUUAUUUUCUAUUUGGAACUUCACAUCAUAUCUCGGUUGGCAUUUUUGGUGUACUCUGCUUGAUGGUGGGAGAAGUGGUAGAACGUGAAUUACAGAUUGCUGGGUACGAGUCAAUAUUGGGUGAUUCUAGCAAUUUUUCUGUUACGAAUGAUCUCAUAAAUGUCACAAUGGUGUCUUGGACUGCCAAUGAGACUUCACAGAAAGUAUGUGAUAGGAGUUGCUAUGCAAUUACUGUUGGCGCAACUGUGACUUUCAUAGCUGGAAUUUAUCAGGUUGCUAUGGGCUUCUUCCAGGUGGGCUUCAUCUCUGUGUACCUCUCUGAUUCCUUGCUCAGCGGAUUUGUGACUGGCGCUUCCUUAACCAUCCUUACCUCACAAGCCAAAUACCUCUUGGGCUUAAACUUUCUACGGAGCAGUGGCAUUGGUUCUCUUUUAAAAACAUGGAUAAACAUAUUCAGAAACAUCCAUAACACCAACAUCUGUGACCUCAUCACCAGCUGCUUGUGCCUUCUUGUUCUUAUUCCAGCAAAAGAGUUAAAUGAGCGGUUCAAAUCAAAACUUAAGGCUCCCUUGCCCACUGAGCUCUUAGUGGUCAUAAUAGCCACAUUGGCUUCUCAUUUUGGGAUGCUGAAAGAGAAAUACAAUUCCAGUGUGGCUGGACAUAUACCAACUGGAUUUCUACCACCACAAUCACCAGAUUGGAGUCUGAUUCCUAGCGUGGCUAUGGAUGCAGUGCCCAUAGCCAUUAUUGGCUUUGCCAUUACUGUAUCUCUUUCCGAGAUGUUUGCCAAGAAACAUGGUUAUACGGUUAAACCCAACCAGGAAAUGUAUGCCAUUGGUUUCUGCAACAUCAUCCCGUCUUUCUUUCAUUGUUUCACAACCAGCGCAGCCCUUGCCAAAACUCUGGUGAAAGAUGCGACAGGCUGCAAGACUCAGCUCUCUGGUGUGGUGACUGCUUUGGUCAUCUUGUUAGUUCUCCUUGUGAUUGCUCCCCUCUUCUAUUCCCUUCAGAAAUGUGUGCUAGCGGUCAUCAUCAUUGUCAACCUCAAAGGGGCCUUGCGGAAAUUUGGUGACCUGCCAAAAAUGUGGCGGUUAAGCAAAAUAGACACACUGAUCUGGUUUGUCACUAUGUUGUCUUCAGCAUUGAUAAGCACUGAACUUGGUCUUCUUAUUGGGGUCUGUUUUUCAAUGAUUUGUGUCAUUCUGCGGACGCAAAAUCCAGAAGGACAGCUCCUUGGUCUGGUACCAGACUCUCAAAUCUAUGAACCUCUUUCUGCCUAUACUGGCCUUCAAGUUGAGGCAGGCACCAGACUUUUUCGCUUUGAAGCACCAAUAUAUUAUGCAAAUAAAGAGAAGUUUAAGUCCUUGCUAUACAAGAGGACCGGAAUCAAUCCUUCAUUGGAACUGGCAGCAAAAAGAAAGCUAGAAAAGCAAAUACGUACUGAAAAAUCCGAUGGAACCAGUGGAAAACAGGCAGAAACUUCGGUGCAGCUUGUCACUCAGCAACUCGCAUUCCAUACACUAGUAAUAGACUGCUGUGCAGUGCAGUUCUUGGAUACAGCAGGGAUCCAUACACUCAAGGAAGUUCAAAGGGAUUAUGGGGAAAUUGGCAUCCAAGUGCUGCUGGCUCAAUGUAAUCCUUCUGUGAGGUACUCCUUGAAGCAAGGGGAAUAUGUUAAAAAAGGAGAGAAGCAUUGUCUCUUCCACAGUGUGCACCAAGCUGUGGAAUAUGCAUUGUGUACGUAUAAGCAUAAUGGCAGCUGUGCCUCUGAAACCUAAUGUAAGUAGAAGCUUCCUGUUUAAUGACACUAAUAAUGCUGGGCAUUAUAUAUACUGUUAUCUCACAAAGUUGUAAAAGGCAAUGUUUUUUUCACUAACUGUUGAUCAUACAAGAUUAUAAACAAAUUCAUUUUGCACCUUUCAUUUUGCUCUACUGAAUCAUGCACUUGGAAAAUGGUGAUGUAUCCUAUGCAUGAGUGAUAACUACACACAUAAGUUGUGCUUGGCCGGAAGAACAAAUACUCAAAAGUUUAAUGUGUGUGCAUCACAAAGUGGGCCCUUCUGGUUUGGAUGCCUUUAGGGCCAAAAGUCUUCAUCCCACACUGCUGGGGAGGUAGUGUCACUACCAUUCAGGGUGUACCUUUCAUGGAAGGAAAAAUUCCUGCUGCUUUAUGCUUUUACUCUCCCCCUCUCCCCUUCUAACAACUCCAUUGAUGCCUUUCAGGAAUGCUUCUGAAUUAUGUGGGUGUGUCGUGAUAAACUAUUUGAGAAGGAAAUAUCUCAGAAAAUUGGAAAUCCAUCCUGAUUUGGGGCAUUUAUCCCCACUUUAGAAAUCUCACCCCCACAUUACCGAAUAUGGAAUAAACUGUGUCAAAUUAGGUGGGCGUGGGAAUUGGUGUGUCAUUUGAAAUGCAGGUGGCCCUCAACUUACAACAGUUUGUUUAGUGACCAUUCAAAGUUACAACGGUACUAAAAAUGUGACAACCAUUUUUUACAGUUACAACCUUUCCAGCAUCCCCAUGAUCGUGUG